Notolabrus celidotus (New Zealand spotty) is the source of this 3911-nucleotide messenger RNA. RefSeq names its product WD repeat domain 33 (gene wdr33). The record is from RefSeq and is a predicted model, not a curated record. The coding region runs from base 203 to 3550 and encodes 1115 amino acids. The transcript is spliced from 21 exons. Gene Ontology annotation, cellular component: mRNA cleavage and polyadenylation specificity factor complex. Gene Ontology annotation, molecular function: protein binding. Lineage: Eukaryota; Metazoa; Chordata; Actinopteri; Labriformes; Labridae.
GCCUGGCUGAGAAGAAGAGGCGUCACGAUGGAGUCCGCUGGUGGCUAACCUGACAGACCUUGCUAUCAGCUGAAUAAAGUUUGAUCCGCUCAUGAUUCUUCAGGGGAGAGCUUGUCGGAAGAUUCAGGCCCGUUAAUGACAGCUAGAUAGCUAACUAGCUAACUAGCUAACUCUGCAGCGGAGCUUUAGGUAGCAAGUCACCAUGGCGACGGACAUCGGCUCUCCGCAGCGCUUCUUCCACAUGCCGCGGUUCCAGCACCAGGCGCCACGGCAGGUGUUCUACAAGCGCCCGGACUUCGCCCAGCAGCAGGCCAUGCAGCAGCUCACCUUCGACGGGAAACGCAUGAGGAAGGCUGUGAACCGCAAAACCAUCGACUACAACCCCACAGUCAUCAGAUACCUGGAGAACCGUCUGUGGCAGAGAGACCACCGAGACCUGAGAGCCAUCCAGCCGGACGCAGGAUGUUACAACGACCUGGUUCCUCCCUUGGGCAUGGUGAACAACCCGAUGAACGCCGUCACCACAAAGUUCGUCCGAACCUCCACCAACAAAGUCAAGUGUCCGGUGUUCGUGAUCAGGUGGACUCCUGAAGGCCGCCGCCUGGUCACCGGAGCGUCGAGUGGAGAGUUCACUCUGUGGAACGGCCUCACCUUCAACUUUGAGACCAUCCUACAGGCUCAUGAUAGCCCGGUUCGAGCCAUGACCUGGUCUCACAACGACAUGUGGAUGCUGACGGCGGACCACGGCGGCUACGUGAAGUACUGGCAGUCCAACAUGAACAACGUGAAGAUGUUCCAGGCUCACAAGGAGGCCAUUAGAGAAGCCAGUUUCUCUCCCACAGAUAAUAAGUUCGCCACGUGCUCAGACGACGGGACCGUCCGGAUCUGGGACUUCCUGCGCUGCCAUGAGGAGAGGAUCCUCCGAGGUCACGGUGCAGAUGUGAAGUGUGUGGACUGGCACCCCACUAAAGGCCUGGUGGUCUCUGGCAGCAAAGACAGCCAGCAGCCAAUCAAGUUCUGGGACCCAAAGACCGGGCAGAGUCUGGCUACACUCCACGCCCACAAGAACACGGUGAUGGAGGUGAAGUGGAACCUGAACGGUAACUGGCUGCUGACGGCGUCACGUGACCACCUGUGUAAGCUGUUCGACAUCAGGAACCUGAAGGAGGAGCUCCAGGUGUUCAGAGGACACAAGAAGGAGGCCACAGCGGUGGCGUGGCAUCCCGUCCAUGAGGGUCUGUUUGCGAGCGGCGGCUCUGACGGCUCCCUGCUCUUCUGGCACACGGGGGUGGAGAAGGAGGUGGGAGGGAUGGAGAUGGCCCAUGAGGGGAUGAUCUGGAGCCUGGCCUGGCACCCGCUGGGUCACAUCCUGUGCUCGGGCUCCAACGACCACACCAGUAAGUUCUGGACCAGGAACCGGCCCGGCGAUAAGAUGAGAGACCGUUAUAACCUGAACCUGCUGCCCGGGAUGUCAGAGGAUGGCGUGGAGUACGAUGAUCUGGACCUGAACAGCGUGGCCUCCAUCCCCGGGAUGGGGAUCCCCGAGCAGCUGAAGGCCGCCAUGGAGCUGGAGCAGAGCAAUAAGGAGGCGGCCCCCGAGGUGGAAAUGUCGAUCCCGGGUCUGGACUGGGGCAUGGAUGAGGUCAUGGGGAAAGACACCAAGAAGGUCCCUCAGAAGAAAGUCCCGUACGCUAAACCCAUCCCAGCACAGUUCCAGCAGGCCUGGGCGGAGAACAAAGUCCCCAUGAUGCCCCCGGGUGGAGAACUGUCCAAAGAGCGGAAGGUGGAGCAGAAAGCGGACUCCAAGAAGAAGACUCAGGCGGAGAUGGAGCAGGAGAUGGCAGCUCUGCAGUACACCAACCCCAUGCUGCUGGAGAAAAUGAAGAUGGACCGGAUGAGCACAGACGGGAACAUGGGCCCCCCGCAGGGGCAGGGCCCGAUGCCACCCUUCCCCGGCCCUGGAGGCCCCGGGGGCCCGAUGCCUCCCGGUCAGCAGGGCUUCCCCCCAAACAUGCCUCCUCAGCAGAUGCCCAACAACAUGGGGCCCCCCAUGGGCCCAGGAGGCAUGCAGCCUCCUUUCAUGCCUCCUGGACAGAUGGGGCCUCCCUCUGGACCCCAGACUCACCAAGGGCCCCCUCAGGGAAUGAUGGGUCCACCGGACAUGCAAGGACCCCAAGGUAUGCAGAGACAUUCAGGGCCUCCCAGAAACAUGGGUCCCCAAGGGCCACAUGGAAUGGGACCCAGAGGGAUGCAGGGGCCUCCUGGUGGGAUGAUGGGACCACCGCCUCGGGGAAUGGGUCCAAGAGAUCCUCAGGGGCCUCCCCCUCAGGGGGGCAUGAUGCCACCUCAGGGGAAUAUGAUGGGCCCGCAGGGUCCUAUGCAGGGGGGGAUGAUGGGGCCCCCGCCCAGGACUCAUGGAAACAAUUACGGCAUGGGCAACAUGCAGGGGCCCCCAGGAGGGAUGCAUGGGCCUCCAGGAAACAUGCAGGGGCCCCCAGGCAACAUGCAAGGACCCCAUGGGAACAUGCAGGGGCCCCCAGGUAACAUGCAAGGACCCCAUGGGAACAUGCAGGGGCCCCAAGGCAACAUGCAAGGACCACAUGGGAACUUGCAAGGGCCCCAAGGGAACAUGCAAGGGCCCCCAUACAUGCAGCACCAGGGUCAGAACUCGGGGCCCAUGAUGGGCCACGGGAUGGGCCAGCAGGGGCCCAACAGCAAAGGAGACCCUCGGGGGCCGCCACCCAACCACCACAUGGGCCCUCCAGAGAGACAGGGUCCUGGAGGUCCUGGGGGGCCCGACCAAGGCUCAGGUACUUACUGGGGUGACAACCAGCAGGGUCGACGUGGACCCCAGGACUUUGAUGGAGGCCAGGACUUCCAUGGCAGAGGAGAGGAGGGCUGGAGAACUGGACCAGGCUACCAGGGAGGAGGAGGAGCAGGGGGGGGAGGCCACAGAGGGGGCGGACACAGAGGAGGGGGGGGGAAUGGAGGGAACUGGGGUUCUGAUGAGAGGUUCAGCGGAGGAGACUUCAGAGGUCGGAGAGACGACAGAUUCAGGGGGGGAGGCUCCAGCCGGCCCGGGGGCCGAGGUUACACCGAGGAGUACGGGGGCCAGGAGGAGGGCUACGACGGCUCGGAGGAGAUGGGUCGCAGCUGGGAGAGCGGAGGGAGAGGGAGGCCCCCCCCUCGAGGAGGAGGUCCACCCAGAGGAGGAGGUCAUGACGGUUAUCGGGAUGGUCAACAGAUGCAUGAUGGGUCUUCUCCGGCUGGUCGAGAGCGGUCCUCCUCCCUACAGGGAAUGGACAUGGCGUCUCUGCCCCCACGAAAGCGUCCAUGGCAGGAUGGCCCGGGAACUGGAGACCCCCGUGAGCACGAGUCCCCGGGCGCUGACGGAGGUCGCCCCCCUCAGGACGGAGGUUAUGGUCCACCUAGUCGAGGUGGACGAGGCGGCUGGGGUCCUGGAGGACCUGGACCUGGACAAGGACCGGCAAUUCGGAGAGGAGGACCAGCACCCAGAGGACCACCAAGGGGGGGAGGUCGGGGUCGGUAGUCCUGGAGAAAACUGACCCACAAUGAUCCCCUUCUUCUCUGGUGGUCUCAUCUCUGCUGGUACUCCCACAGCCUGAGACUGAGUCCAGACCCUGAUCCUUCAGACGAACUUGAGGUCACAUGACACACUUGGACCUGUGCUGCUGAGAAAGACGCUGGUUCCUGAUUGGUCCACACUGACGGUGCAGUCUGAGGAGCUCAGACGGCUUUUAAUGUAUCAUAUGUAGAGAAUCUGUCUUUGUAUCGAGUCUCUUUGAUUUCACGUGAACUUCGUCUUCAGGUCGUCGCUUUGGUUCCUUUUGUAAAGAUUUCUAUGUUUGUGUUUUCACCGAGGUGGACAAUAAAGAUUCACACUUCAGCUA